UUGCCGCCAUUGCUGCAACUGGAGCUUGUUGCGGUCCCCGCGGGCUUUGGGGGGGCGACUUUUCUCUCCAGCCGUUGAGGGGCCGCUCUGAGCGCUCCGGAACUCCAGGGUCUCCGCCAGGGCUUCCCACAAAGGACCUUGCUGCUGCUCUUCAGGAAUAAUCCAGGUGGGAGAUGAGGCAGAACCUUCUGACAUCCUGUCCCCAGGAUGCGGUGACCUUCCCUGACGUGGCUGUGGUCUUCUCCCCGGAGGAGUGGCCGUGCCUGGAUGCCUCACAGAGGAAACUCUACAGAGAAGUGAUGUUGGAGACCUACCAGCACCUGCUGGCCAUAGGGACUGGGGAGUGCAGAGUGAAGCCUGCACUGAUCUCCUGGUUGGAAGGAGGAGCCCUGGGGAGGCUCCAGAGAGGCAUGUUUGUAGAAUGCAGACCAGAAGAAGUUCAGGAUUUGACAUUUCAGCAAUUAGCUUUUGGAAUAGGCUCUCCAAAUAAGAGUAAGAUGGGAAGCAGCCAUUCCCGGUGGGAUGGGAAAGAUCCUGUGCUAUCGGACAUAGUCAGGAGGAAGCCGUCCUCCCCGCACCCCAAUGGCAGUGAGGACUUGGGGGACAUCAGUUCUGGAAGGAUUCAGAAGGAAGAAAGAGUCCUUGCUAUGGAGCCACCAUCCACUGGGCACAUCAGCCCUGAGUCUGCUAUGACAAAUCCCUGCACUAAGAAAGUCCGGACAUUAAAGAAAUGUUAUGCAUGUCAGGAGUGUGGGAAGGCCUUCACUCGAGCCUCACACCUUACUAGGCACAUGAAUAUUCAUACUGGAGUGAAGCCUUAUAAAUGUGAAGAGUGUGGGAAGGCUUUCACUCGAAAUUCAGGCCUUACUUUCCACUUAAAUAUUCAUACUGGAGAGAAGCCCUAUAUAUGUAAAGAAUGUGGGAAGGCCUUCAGUCAUUCAACAAGCCUUACUAUGCACUGGAAUGUUCAUACUGGAAAGAAACCUUAUGCAUGCAAGGCAUGUGGGAAGGCCUUCAAAUUUGCCUCAGACCUUAGUAAACAUAGGAAAAGUCAUAGAGGAGAGAAGCCUUAUACAUGUAAGGAGUGUGGAAAAACCUUCACGGUUGCCUCAAGCCUUUCUAGACACAGGAAAACACAUAGUGGAGAGAGACCUUAUAUAUGUAAGGAAUGUGGGAAGUCCUUUACUCGAGCCUCAAUCCUUUCUGUGCAUAAGAAAAUUCAUAUAGGAAAGAAGUCUUAUUCAUGUCAGUAG
Messenger RNA from Suncus etruscus (white-toothed pygmy shrew), 1253 nucleotides. RefSeq names its product zinc finger protein 100-like. Gene Ontology annotation, biological process: negative regulation of transcription by RNA polymerase II. Gene Ontology annotation, molecular function: DNA-binding transcription repressor activity, RNA polymerase II-specific. The record is from RefSeq and is a predicted model, not a curated record. NCBI's taxonomy places the organism in Eukaryota, Metazoa, Chordata, Mammalia, Eulipotyphla, Soricidae. The transcript has 6 exons. The coding region runs from base 174 to 1253 and encodes 359 amino acids.